CCGGCGACGGCGCCGUCGUCGUCCCGGCCGGGGUGGAGAUCCGGGACGCGCCGCUGCACCCGCACCGCGGGGUGGUGCUGGACGCGGCGCGGAGCUACUACCCGGUGUGCGACGUGAUGCGCACGGUGCGCGCCAUGGCGCACAACAAGCUGAACGUCCUCCACUGGCACCUCUCCGACGCCCAGGCCUUCCCCCUCUCCCUCCCCUCCGAGCCCAACCUCGCCCGCCGCGGCGCCUACCCCACCCCCUUCCCCGCCACCUACUCCCCCCGCGACGUCCGCCGCGUCCUCCGCUUCGCCCUCUCCUUCGCCGUCCGCGUCGUCCCCGAGAUCGACGCCCCCGGGCACACGGGGUCGUGGGCCGGGGCGUAUCCGGACAUCGUGACUUGCGCCAACAAGUUCUGGUUGCCGCCGGGCGGGCCGCCGCUGGCGGCUGAGCCCGGCACGGGCCAGCUGAACCCGCUGAACCCGGAGACGUACCGCGUCGUCCGCAACGUGUUCCGCGACGUCGCCGCCUUGUUCCCGGACCCCUACAUCCACGCCGGGGCCGACGAGGUCAAUGCCGCGUGCUGGGACGACGACCCGGCGGUGCGGCGCUUCAUCGCCGCGGGGGGGACCCACGACCAGCUGCUGGAGAUCUUCGUCAACGCCACCCGGCCGUUCAUCGCUGACACGCUCAACCGCACCGUCGUGUACUGGGAGGACGUGCUCCUCGGCCCGAACAUCAAGGUCGGGGCCGCCGCGCUGCCGCCGGAGACCACCGUGCUGCAGACGUGGAACAACGGGCCCACGAACACGAAGCGGCUCACGGCCGCAGGGUAUCGCGUGAUCGUGUCGUCGUGGGAGUUCUACUACCUGGACUGCGGGCACGGCGGGUGGGUCGGAAACGACAGCCGGUACGACUGGCAGGACAGCGACGAGCCAGGGCACCCGUUCAACUACGCGGGGGGCAACGGCGGGUCGUGGUGCGCGCCAUUCAAGACGUGGCAGCGGAUUUACGACUACGACAUACUGCACGGGCUGACCGACGAGGAGGCCGGGCGCGUGCUGGGCGGGGAGGUGGCUUUGUGGUCGGAGCAGGCCGACGGGACGGUGCUGGACGGCCGGCUAUGGCCGCGGGCGGCGGCGAUGGCGGAGGCCCUGUGGUCGGGGAACCGCGACGAGACCGGGAAGAAGAGGUACGCCGAGGCGACCGACCGGCUGAACGAGUGGCGGCACCGGAUGGUGCAGAGGGGGAUCCGGGCCGAGCCGAUCCAGCCACUGUGGUGUGUGCUGCACCCGGGCAUGUGUAAUUUAGUUCAGUAGCAGAGAAAAAGAAAGAGAAAGGGAGAGUGUUAUUAUCUAUUUAUUCGAGGAUAUUGAAUAAUUAGAUUCUUGCAAUUAUUUGGCGAUAGAAUACGAAUUAUGUUGGCAAAUUUGUGGAUAAUUAUAGAAUUUAAUUGCGCCCGUAAAAUUGUACAAUUAUUUGAGAUAAUUUAAGACUUUGAUUUUUUAUUAGAUGAUGGAUUAUAGCUUUUGCGGAAAUACUAUUUGAUGAAUGAAAUUUUAA
Molecule: messenger RNA, 1548 nt
Organism: Ananas comosus (pineapple)
Lineage: Eukaryota; Viridiplantae; Streptophyta; Magnoliopsida; Poales; Bromeliaceae
Product: beta-hexosaminidase 2-like
Biological process (GO): carbohydrate metabolic process; glycosaminoglycan metabolic process
Cellular component (GO): membrane
Molecular function (GO): beta-N-acetylhexosaminidase activity
Source: RefSeq, a predicted model, not a curated record